Messenger RNA from Linum tenue, 1360 nucleotides. Lineage: Eukaryota; Viridiplantae; Streptophyta; Magnoliopsida; Malpighiales; Linaceae. The record is from the annotation of a GenBank genome assembly.
GUUUCAUACAUUUGGCUGAACUUGAAGCUGCUCUGGCGCUCUCUACUCUCUAGUUUCUCCUCUCCACAGCCACUCAGCCUUCUCCCCCCCAAAAAAUAUCCCAUCGGUCGUUGGAGUUUCCGGAGCAAAGCUAAGGGCCGCGGCGGCCGCGACCUCAUGAACCAGCGUUGGUGAUGCAGGCUCAGCUCCUGGUGGGAUCCCUCCCCACCGCCUCCUCUUUCUGCGACAGUAUUCUUGUUCCUUUCUCCUCCCUCGUCGCCGGCUCACCAUGGAGCCGCUGGUUCCACCGUCGCCGAACGCGGAACCGUUAUCCACUGGCUGUGUCUUCGUCGCAGUCGUCGUCUUCGGGGGCGGAAGCGGCGAUCAACGGUCACCAGAAUUAUUAUUCCGUGCUCGGAAUCGAUCGUACCGCCUCCUCCGCAGACAUAAAAAAAGCUUAUCGCCUUCUUGCUCGCCAGUACCAUCCUGAUGUUAGCAAGCAUUCACAGGCUGGUGAGAUGUUCAAAAGCAUUCGCCGAGCAUAUGAAACCCUGUCAAAUGAAGUGACAAGAACACAGUACGAUCGAGUAUUAAGAUUCAAUGACGAUACAGCAUAUAGAGGAAACAAGUAUUACAGCCCUCAAUUUGAAGAUCGGGAAAGAAUCUACAGGUGGGCUGAACUGAAACGGAGGAUGGAACAAGAAAGAUACUGGGAGCAAUACAAUGAAGAAUACGACUCUUCCUCUGAAGAUGAGAUGGCUGAAGAAGUGAAUCAAGAAAGAGGACCUUUUGCUGAAGUGCUUAGGUCUGCGUUUUUGUCUCUGUUUUUGCUCCAGACGUUAGGACCUCGAGUCUCUGUUACAUUCAGCAGCUUGAUGGCUCUAUUCGAUCCAAAGUUGGAUGCUGGAUACAAAAUCGGUCAUUUGGUUGCAUGGAUUCUUGGUGGAAGAAAUGGGGUUCUGCUUGCUUUGUGCAUCCAGUUUGCAAGUUGGGUAUGCGGGAAGACUAGCAGCAGUAUGGUUACUGUGACUGUGGUAGCCAUGUGGGUUGCCUCCAAUCUUGCUCGCCAUGCCCCUCUCCCAACGGGUGCUGUCCUUACACUUCUGUACAUGUCCAUCAAGCUCCAAGUGGACUUGACCUGAAGGGUGAUAUAAAGAGUGCUUUCCCUGAAUGUUGUACAUAUGGGAUUCUGGAUGUAGUGCAGAAACUGAUUGAUUCAUGCCCAUUGAGCUGAGGCUGAUAUAACAAUGCCUUGCUUAUCCUCCCCAGAAUAUUGUAUAUAUGAAUUACUGGAUGUAAUGAAUGCAGUGUAAUCGAUUCAUGUUCAGAUUUAUGACUUGAAGUCUGCCAGACAAAGAUUGUUACCUUACAUAUCCUGAGU